Molecule: messenger RNA, 1498 nt
Organism: Capsaspora owczarzaki ATCC 30864
Lineage: Eukaryota; Filasterea; Ministeriida; Capsasporidae
Product: phenylalanyl-tRNA synthetase
Exons: 2
Coding region: 29-1417 (462 amino acids)
Biological process (GO): phenylalanyl-tRNA aminoacylation
Cellular component (GO): cytoplasm; mitochondrion
Molecular function (GO): tRNA binding; ATP binding; phenylalanine-tRNA ligase activity
Source: RefSeq, a predicted model, not a curated record
UUUCGUUUUUGUUUGUUUCGGUGAAUCGAUGGUCGCUGCGCUCGGCGGUCUCGCUCGUCGUCUUGGCCGUGCUUGCUUGAGAUCGGCGUGCUCGAGGCGAUGGGCGUCGACAACAACGACGACUGCCACCAAGCCCAGUCAUCCUGCAAACCCAUCGCCAUCGCCAUCGCCAGACCACAUUACGUUGCUUGGAACGGCGUAUCCGCGCGACCGAUGGACAAACGUGUCGCCGUCCAUCCAGGCCAAGCUCGGGCGCGGACUGCUCACCGUGCCAAACCAUCCCCUGCGCAUCAUCAAGCUGCGCAUCGAGCAGUACCUCAACGAGACGCGCCCUGGCACAGAUCCACUGCUUGCUCCACGCGCGUUCGCCAUCGUGGACUCGCUCAGCCCAGUCGUGACAGUCCAGCAGAACUUUGACAGUCUCCUCGUGCCGGCCGACCACGUCUCGCGCCAGCCCAGGGACACGUACUAUGUCAAUCAAAACCAAGUGCUGCGAUGCCAUACGUCGGCUCAUCAGGUCCAGACGCUCCGCGAGGGUCACGAUGCGGUCUUGAUUGCCGGCGAUGUCUUCCGCCGCGACGAGAUUGAUGCCUCGCACUACCCCGCCUUCCACCAGAUGGAGGGCAUUCGACUGUUUUCGCAUGACACUCUUGCCAAAUACAAUCCAGAGAUCGCUGGCUCGCCCAUCUUUGAGCAAGCAGGCAGUCCGACCUACGGCGAAACGGCAGCCAAGCAAAAGUCGCACACUGCCCUCGCUGCCGCUGUCGUUGAGCGAGACCUCAAGGCCACGUUGGAUGGGCUUGCGCGGCACCUUUUCGGGUCUGAGAUUCAAGUUCGCUGGGUCGAUGCGUACUUUCCCUUUACGCAUCCGUCGUGGGAGAUGGAGGUGCUCUUCCACGGCAAAUGGCUUGAAGUGCUUGGCUGUGGCGUUGUGCAACAGCAGAUUCUGAGCAAUGCUGGUGUUGAAAACAAGCUUGGCUGGGCGUUCGGUCUGGGUCUGGAGCGGCUUGCGAUGGUCCUGUUCGGCAUUCCCGACAUUCGUCUGUUCUGGAGCACUGACUCUCGCUUUGUUUCGCAGUUCAGCGAAGCUGCGGCACUGAAUCCCGGUGCCAACGCAGUCAAGUUCCAGGAAUUUUCCCGCUUCCUCUCGCGGUCUAAGGACACGACAUUCUGGCUGCCUUCCAGUGGGUUUGAAGACAAUGACUUUUUCGAGCUGGUGCGCUCGAUUGCGAGUGACCUUGUUGAGAACGUGCAGAUGAUCGACUCAUUUGUGCACCCCAAGACCGGCCGUACAAGCAAAUGUUUCCGUGUGACCUACCGGUCGUACGAACGUGAUUUGUCACACGAAGAAGUGAAUCUGUUGCACAACGAGAUACGCAACCGGCUCGCAGCAGAUUUGAAAGUCGAGUUGCGAUAGAGAUGUGUGGUCGUGUACUGUAUUUUUCAAAGCUGUGUGUCUGAGUAACAUGAUGCAUCUUCAAAGCAGUCUGGAUUUGGA